GUUGAAAUCGAAACGUCGUAUUCUAUUAUUUAUUUUCUUUCUACGUGACUUUACCGAAAGAACCACAGAGUAAGGUGGUGUUAAGUUUGUGAGCUCUUUUGAGCUCCAUUCAGCUCUGCAAGUUUCAUCAGGGUUCAAUUCGCACCGUUUAAGGUUCAGCGCAAUGGGUCCAGAAGGGGCUCGCGUAACUUCAAGCAAUGACGAGGGACAUUCUUGAGGUCCUGAUGAAUUAUGAGACAUCAGCAUAUUUUUGCCAAAAAAUGUUGGUACUUUCCAGCACGUGACCUUAUACAAUGUAAAUAUAACGAGACUGGGAACUUCGUCACUAUUUCCAAGAAAUCGUGUGAACAUCACUUUCCCGUGGUUACCAUCAACACAGGUGUGCAAUAAUAAUAAUAUGCAUGACACCACUAACUCUUGUACAAAUAUAAAUGCAUUUCAGCCUAUCCAACGGUGUUGCAAAAAAAAUGCCAGAAUCGACGAUUAUAAAAUAUAUAUUUUUUUAUAAACGUAUUUUUUUUAAGGUCUUCAUUCAUUAGGCGCGGCGUCACACGCAGAUGUAGAAACCGGCAUUUGCACUUGACAUUCUUUUGAGGAGCAUGUUGAAUUUGGAGCGCGUUCGGGCUUUCUUGGAGGAAGAUGUGCACAGACCAUGCGUUGAAUCGAGAUCUGGGUACGAUUCAAUUUCAGCCAAGAGCUGUCAAGUUGCGGCGGAGCUGAAGUUGUCCGACACGAGAGCCAACAAACGUUGCUUCUCUUCCGAGCAGCCCACCUUUAAAUCCGAGUUGAAGAUGCGCUCCAUUCAAAAAGGUUGAUAUGCCUUAACAUCGCAAUGGUAUGCUUAACGGCUUUGUGUAAGAUGGUCUUGGCAGAGCGCAGCAUGAUUCACAUUUUCAUGUAUUCUUUCGCGGCGUUUGCCGUCAAACACGAGACCCAGGCGUGCCCCCCGAGGUGCCAGUGCGAUAGCCUCAAGCGCGACGUCGGAUGCGUCUCCAAGCGGUUGACGAGCGUGCCGCGCGGGCUGCCACCCCGCACGCGGACGCUGCAUCUCAACGGCAACAGCAUCACGGCUCUCACCGCGCACUCCUUUGCUCGCGUGCCGCGCCUGGAGGAUCUCCAGCUGCGGGACUGCGGCGUCCGAGACAUCGGCGGCGGCGUGUUUCGGGGUAUGAGCCACCUGGCGGGGCUCGACCUGAGCAACAACGACCUUCAGAUUCUGCAUCCCGGGGCCUUUGCUGGGCUGACGACGCUCAAGACGCUGCUCCUGCACAACAACCGGCUCCUCGAGAUCAAAGCUGGGGCAUUCUCCUCGUUGCAGCAGCUGAGCCUGCUGAACCUGACGGGGAACCGGCUGACCUACCUGCCGGACGGCGCGCUGCGGGGCCUCAAGUGGCUCGGGUACUUGCGGCUGUCCAACAACGCGCUCAGCAGCCUGGGCGACGACGUCUUCGCGGGUCUCUCGUCUCUGCGGCGACUCGACCUCGACGGGAACCGCCUGCAGUUCGUCCCCGUCGAGGCGCUGGCGAAGCUCCGGCGGGUGGUCGCGAUGGACCUGAGCGAGAACCCGCUGACAUUCAUCGGAGACUCCGCGUUUCGCACGCCGGCCCUGCAGCGGCUCCGCGCGGACGACACGGCUCUGCAGAACGUGGCGCCCGGCGCGUUCGACGCGUCUCCCGGCCUGCUGUCGCUCUAUCUCCGGCGUAGUCAGCUCAAGGUCGUCCACCCCAUGACCUCCCUCACGCGGCUCAGGCAGCUGUCCCUGCACGGCAGCCCCCUGCAGUGCGACUGCUACCUGCGCGACUUCCGCGAGUGGCUGCGUGCCAACGCCGCCAAUCUGUCGUUUAGCGGCACAUGCGCCACCCCCGUCGGGGUCUAUCUCAGGCGACUCACCGACCUGCAGCCCGAUCAGCUCAAGUGCAAGAGCGGGCAGCGUUCCGCGAGGCCCGGCGGGCGGCCGCGCGAACCCGAAGGCUGCCCGAAGCGCUGCAACUGCAGGCCAGAGGUCCACCACGUGGCCUGCAAGAGCAAGGGCCUCACGGCGGUGCCUGGGAACAUCCCAGGGUACACCUGGCUUCUGGACCUGCAGGACAACCAGGUGUCUGUCGUUCCCAAGAAGGCGUUUUCCACGGCAAAUAACCUCUUCUCGCUGCAUUUGCAAAACAAUCGAAUCAACGACUUUGGUAAAGAUGCAUUUUACGGUUUGGGCAAGCUGAUUUAUCUAUAUUUGUCGAACAACAGCAUUUCUCACUUGAGUAACUACGUCUUUAAUGGCCUCAGCUCGCUCACGUACCUAUACUUGGAUCAUAAUUUGCUCACCGUCCUGGGUGCGUGCAUGUUUAAACCUCUGGACAAUCUGAAUUCCCUCAAUUUGGGUUACAAUGGAAUCCAUCGCGUGGACGAAAAGGCCUUCGACGGGGCGCGCAAAUUGCGCGGUCUGAAUUUGACGAGCAAUAACGUCUCGUCGCUCCCAGCCGCGACCUUUUCCUCGACCCCUGAGAUCGAGACGCUCUCCCUGGACAAGAAUAAGCUCGCCCACGUGCCAACGCGAUGCUUGCAGAACGCGCCCAACCUCAAGAAACUUGACCUCUCCUAUAACCCCAUCAAAUCCAUCGCCCCGGACGCUUUCGCGAAGGGGCCCAGGUUCCUCCAACACCUGUGGAUCGGCUACACGGAUCUGCAGAAGGUGAGGGCGUUUCGUCUGCAUCGUGUUGAUUACACAUUGCACGUACGCGUUCAUCGUUCGUUUGUGACGACCUCCUGUGCACCGGGCGAGGUAGUGAACAUCUCCGAGCCAGCGUGCCACCCACCCAUCAUCAGGUGGCUCGUGUCUCCCCUCCAGGUGCACGCGCAGUCUCUGCGGGGGCUGAGCCCGGCGCUGCGCUCUCUGGACCUGCGGCACAACAAACUGCGCUCGCUGCAGCUGCCCUACUCGUCCCUGACGAGUCUGCGGAUCCUGCACCUGCACGGGAACCCCUGGGCCUGCGACUGCAGCCUGAUGCCCCUUCAGCGGUGGCUCGAGGUUCGGCGCAUCCGGCAAGGGGGGAGAUGCACCGAGCCCAAAUCCGUGCGGGGAAAUCCGCUCCGCUCCGUCUCCCUCGCUCACUGCGAGGCGCGCCACAAAUUCAACAACGCACGCUCGGCGGAACCCGACGGCCGGCGCGCUCGGCACGCACGCCACUGCGUCUCGGAGGCGCACGUAAACCCUCCCAAGUGAUGUCCAGACACCCUUGCGUUUGCGAUAUCAGGAAGCCACUAGGGAGCUAUGUAUGCACUUUUAAAUCUAGAUUGAAAGCCCAUUUUGGUAGAGUUGCUUUUUGUGUUGUUGUUGUUGUGUGUGUGUGUGUGCGCGCGCGCCUCGUUUGUCGCCCUUCCCACAACGGCACCUCCCGAUUAGCGCGGUUGGCUACUGUGCGGUGCGAAAGAAGUUCAAAGUACGUGCGUAUCUAUCCGCUGCUGGGCGAGAGAGUCUCACCGCUGCCCCGCGUCUCGUGGAAGUUAUUUGACCAUACUUCACAUUGAUCGGUGGAGGGAGCAGUGGUGAUGGAUGUGGAGAGUGGGGGGGGGGCACAUAAAGUACAGCACAACGGAUUUACUGCUACACACUGCCCCCUGCCAGCGACACAUCCCCUCUGCAGCCCUGUACAUGCGACAACCUUCCACGUGUGCUGCAACGUGCGGUCGCCUCUCCAAGCAAGGACUCUUCAGGCUCAAGGCUGCUUGGCUUCCGAGGUCAAACGCAUUCCGGGCAUUUCUGCUUCGCGACACGAUGGGCGUCCGAGACGCUGGAGAGUCGACAGAACACGCACGAGAAUGGCGAAGGAGGGUGUUCUAAAGACGCGAGGCACUUCACAUGCUCUUCACUUCUCUCUCUCACUCACACUGUUGCGACAUGAAGUCACGUACUGGAUGCAUUAUGUACGUUGAACUUCUUUCGCGCCGUACGUAGCCAACCGUGCUAACCGGAGAUGCGGCCGGAAGUGUACAAUAAUACGAAUGUAAUAAAUGACGAAUUCGUCAUUUCGCGACGAUUGGUGUACCUUCAAACUGCUGAUUCCUAUCGUACGUAGUUUAGGAGCAUAUAUCCUGAUCAGUGUUACGUGCUUGUACUUUCCGGAAAAAAACACUUUAAGUUAAUAAAAAAAACUCUUUGAAACAAA
Messenger RNA from Petromyzon marinus (sea lamprey), 4157 nucleotides. The record is from RefSeq and is a predicted model, not a curated record. Lineage: Eukaryota; Metazoa; Chordata; Hyperoartia; Petromyzontiformes; Petromyzontidae.